This is a messenger RNA of Archocentrus centrarchus (flier cichlid), 3746 nucleotides long. RefSeq names its product G1/S-specific cyclin-D2-like. The record is from RefSeq and is a predicted model, not a curated record. NCBI's taxonomy places the organism in Eukaryota, Metazoa, Chordata, Actinopteri, Cichliformes, Cichlidae. The transcript has 5 exons. The coding region runs from base 149 to 1084 and encodes 311 amino acids.
CGGAGCGAGAGGCAGCAGGACGGGAGCAAACCCAGCAGUCUCAGCCUCAUGCUUCGUCCUGGGCACUUCUCCUCCUCCGGUCCGCUGUCGAAAACAUCGUGACAAUAUUUAUUUCCUAUUUUCUUUUUAUUAUUUAGUAACAGAAUCAAUGACAACAACAAAAAACGGGGGAGGGGGGGAAGACGGGGGCCGAGGCAUGGAGCUUUACUGCCUGGAGCUACCGGACGAACCAGUGAGAGCCCAGCCUGACCCAAACAUCCUCUUUGAUGACAGGGUGUUGCAAAGUUUAUUAACAAUCGAGGACAGGUUUUUACCUCAAUGUUCGUAUUUCCAGCGGGUCCAGAAGGAUAUUCAGCCUUAUAUGCGGCGAAUGGUUGCAGGUUGGAUGCACGAGGUGUGUGAAGAGGAGAAGAGGAAUGAAGAUGUCUUCCCUUUAGCUAUUAAUUAUUUAGACAGAUUUUUAGCAGUGAUGCCCAUGAGAAAAAGUUAUUUGCAGCUUCUGGGAGCUGUGUGCAUAUUUCUGGCCUCCAAGCUAAAGGACUGCAGGCUCAUAUCAGCAGAGAAACUUUGCAUGUACACAGAUAACUCCAUCACACCACGGGAACUGCUGGACUGGGAACUGGUUGUGCUGGGGAAGUUGAAGUGGAACAUGGCCUCUGUUAUCCCCAAUGAUUUUAUAGAGCACAUCAUACGCAGGCUGCCCCUCCCCAAAGAAAAGGUGGCGAUGGUCCGCAAGCACACGCAGACAUUCAUCGCCCUCUGUGCCACAGAUGACAGCCUUGCAAUGAACCCUCCUUCCAUGAUAGCCUCUGGCAGCAUGGGAGCUGCUGUCUGUGGCCUGCAGUUGGACCACACUGACCAGAGGCUGAGUCGAGACAACCUGACAGACCUGCUGGCCAAGAUCACCAACACAGAGGUGGAUUGUUUGAGGGCUUGCCAGGAACAAAUAGAGCGUGUGCUGACCACCAGCCUGCAGCAGGGCCAGCAGUACCGGCAGGAGACCGGUGUCCGAGCCGGCAGCAAAGCGAGGGAGCAGCAAGACCAGUCCAGCACCCCGACAGACGUGCGUGACGUCAACUUAUGAACUCCCGAUGCCACCAGACUUGCACAGCGGUCGUGCUUGCCAACCAGUGAACUGACAGGAGUGAGGGCACAUGAGCCGUCAGUAGAUCUACAGUCACCCCCCACUCCCUGUUGAGUGAUGGCGUGACAAUAUAUGAACUUUUAGAGCUUAAGUUUCUAGUUUUUCUUUAUUGUCCCAUUCACCAACUAGUCGGGUGUACUUUCACCUUUUGUAUGGGCCACAUGUAAUCAAAAAAGCUAUUUAAAAAAGAAAACAAUAAAUUCUUGAAAACUUGAUAGUGCUUUAGGUUUCUUGAAUGGAAACCUGAAUAUAUUUUCAUACUUGAAAAAAAAAAAGCAUAAUUAUAUGAAAUAUACAUAUUCCUUUUGAUAAUACCUAACAAAAUGAAUAUGAUACUGUAUAUUUAGUAUUUAGUUAUGUUACUCUUUAAAUAUCUCUUAGCAGUUAUCAGUAGUUUUUAAUGGGAUUUUACCUUUCCUGGAAAUCCAUAUAGUAGUGAUUCAAAUGCUGAUAAAACAAUAUAAAACAUUUAAAGCUGAUAUCCAACCAGAGGAAAUCUGCUGCAGGUAGCUGCACUGUCUACCAAACUGUGCACCUGUAGUACUGCUUACUAUUUAUGCACAAAAACACGCUGGCAAGGAGUGGGCUGGGCCUGCUCACACAGGAAAGACAUGAAGAUGGUUUAAGGCCUGCAGGAGAACUGUUAACCAGACUCCUAACUGGAGAUCUGACAGGACCGUAUAUUCGUUCAUGCAUUCAGAUUCAGCAUAACUAUGCUGAUGUUUUUGAUGCCUUUUGUAGGUGGAGCUUGUACAUAUUGGAGAGCAUUUGGCUUGGAGAAAGGUAGCACUGAUUCAUGUUACCAGAGAGAGAGGAAAUCUGGCAAGUUUUUGUUUUUUUUUAACCAAGUUUGAGAGGGGAUUAAAGCAAGUUGAAGGGUUUCUUGGGAGGUUUUUAGAUGAAAGAAUGAGUAAAGUGACAAAAAUGCAAAAUUGCAAGUCUGAACUGAUGAAUAAGGGCCAAACAGUGAGGAGGAUUAUUUUAAGCUUUAUGUUUAUGCAGUCGUAUGAUACUUGAGUGACACACAGGACGAGGAAUAACAAUCCUGGUGAUGUGGUGAUGUCCGGGGUGGGUUGGGGGGAAUAGGGAUCAGUUUGUGUGUGCUGCAGUUUCUCUUCAUCAGUUAUACUUUUUUUGUUUAUGUUUUGGGUCUUUUUUGUUUUUGUUUGGUUUUUGUUUUUUUGCAGUGAGGGUGAUUUGGAACAAUAUCGAUGCACUUUUAAAACACUCCUUAAAUUGGUAAAGUGAUUGUGGUUGAGGAGAGUUCAGUGGGCUUUUAGGGUUUUUUUUUUUUUAAGUUAUUAGACUUUACUUUUUCUCUUUUUUUUUUUUUUUUUUUUUUUUUUCUGGGCUGGUUUCCCAUGGGGUAAAAAUGUUUCAAAAGUUUAACCUCUACAGGUAAAUAGUCAUAGGAUAAUAAUCGGUUUUAUAGUGUAAACGUCAAGUUAAAACCUUGGUGCAUUUAUUUAACUUUUGAACUUGAAUUUUUUUUUUUUAAUUAUUUCAAAGCCCCUUCCAAUAGUUCUUUAAAAUAGUUACAGACUGUCCAAAAUAUUCUUGUUUAUGUAUUGUUCUAUGUACAUUGCUUUCUGAAGUUUUAAAACUGCCAUGUAUGUGAGUUUUACACAUGUAUAUAACCAAUUUCUCAAUGCUUGAAUUCCUCGUUAGACCAGAAAUGUAGUUUCUAAAUCUUGCGUGUUUGGUUUGUGCAAAAAAAGAAAAAAAAAGCCAAAUGUUCCCCAGAAAAAGUGCUUUAAGCUGACAAAUGUGUGUGCUUUUAAGGUUUUGUUUGAUUUUAAAAGCAACUAUUCCAAAGUAAAAUAGAUUAUAUACGUCAUUCUCUUGCUGCUAUGAAGCUUUUCUUUUCUAGUCUUACACAAAGAUGCCUUGUCAUUCACUCGUGUGCUGCUAUAUUAUGAAAUGUUGUUUAUGUAACAAGUCUUUGCUUUUUUUUUUUUUUUUUUUUUUGUGUGUGUGUGUUGUCUGUACCCGAGGGAACGUAACACAGUUUGGUGCGGGACUGGAAGUACUCAUUUGAUUAGCAUGUUUUAUUCUAUCGAUUUGUAACUUUGUAUUCUAUCAUAUUCUUGCUGCUUCUUUGUAAUGUUUGUGUACCUCAGGUUAAUUUGGACGGACAGAGCGAGAAUCCAUCUCAUUACCUCAUCACACACUCUCACUUCACAUCACACACAUUGACUUCACCCUUAAUUCAUUGGACAGGUUUCACUUUGUCCCCCUCCUCCAUUCCCUCUGCCCUGCAUAAGAAGUGUCACUUCAGCUCUUCGAAGCAAGAAACAUCCACCAUCAGAUCCCAUUGAGCAGUUACAAGUGCCUAUUACCUACUUUUAAGUAAUUUUACAUACCUGGUGCUAAAGUAAAAACAGCCUAUACUAGAAGUGCCGGAAAGAGUUUUGAACAGUUCAUUGGAUUUUUUUUUUUUUUUCCUGAGGUACCCAUUUAUUCAAAGUUUAAACCAUCAAAAUGUUCUAUUAUUUGGUGUGGUUGUUGCUCCAAACUCCCUUCCCACCCCCCACCCCCACACACAUGUUCAGCCACACAGUGUACCUCAAUAAUUUGUCCUUAAUAAAUUGGCUAGAAAUCA